AUGCUCGCGGCGAAGCCCCUUGUGUCGUCCAAGCCUAGCAGCUCCAAGAGGGCUGCCAGGCAGCAAGUGGCCGUGCGGGCCUCCGCCGACGGCAAGUACGAUGACUACAAGCCGACGCGGGCGAUCUUCUUCCCGGGGCAGGGCGCGCAGUCGGUCGGUAUGUGCAAGUCUCUGGUGGAGGAGGUCCCCAGGGCCGCUGAGAUGUUCGACACCGCGUCAGACAUCCUGGGCUACGACCUGCUGAAGAAGUGUGUCGAGGGCCCCGCGGAGGAGCUCAACACGACGGAGAUCUCGCAGCCGGCGAUCUACGUCGCGUCGCUGGCCGCCGUCGAGAAGCUGAAGCUCGAGAAGGGGGCGGACUUUGUGGACGGCGUGGACGUCACCUGCGGGCUGUCGCUCGGCGAGUACACCGCGCUGGCCUUCGCCGGCGCGUUCUCCUUCGAGGACGGCCUCAAGCUCGUCGCCACGCGCGGCAAGGCCAUGCAGGCCGCCGCCGACGCAGCGCCCUCGGCCAUGGCGUCGGUGAUCGGCCUCGACUCGGCCAAGGUCGAGGAGCUCUGCGCCGCCGCGAACGCCGAGGUCGACCCGGAUCAGGCCGUGCAGAUCGCCAACUUCCUCUGCCCGGGCAACUACGCCGUGUCCGGCGGCGUUGCGGGCAUCGAGAAGGUGGCGGAGAUGGCCAAGCCGCAGUUCAAGGCGCGCAUGGCGGUGAAGCUGGCGGUGGCCGGCGCGUUCCACACGCAGUUCAUGCAGCCGGCGGUCGGGCAGCUCGAGGAGGCCCUCGCGGCGACGGCCAUCUCGGAGCCGCGCCUGCCCGUGAUCAGCAACGUCGACGCCAAGCCGCACGCCGACCCCGAGGAGAUCCGGAAGAUCCUGGCGAGGCAGGUGGUCGGGCCCGUGCUGUGGGAGAACACGCUCAAGGAGCUCUUCGCGCGCGGGCUCACGGAGGGGUACGAGUGCGGGCCGGGCAAGGUCAUUUCCGGCAUCGCCAAGCGCAUCGACAAGGGCGUCUCGGUGACGAACGUGGAGGCGUGA
Messenger RNA from Pedinophyceae sp. YPF-701, 1035 nucleotides. The record is from the annotation of a GenBank genome assembly. NCBI's taxonomy places the organism in Eukaryota, Viridiplantae, Chlorophyta, Pedinophyceae.